GGCAACACCGCCAGCCACCAACAUGUUCAGAAGAUUCAGUAAACAUGUGGACGGCUAAUUUGCUGACAAGAAGUGAUAGAAUGUAUAUUUAGGAAAAUUAAUAUAUAAUUGGUUCGUAUUACGCUACGAUUGAUGACAAGAAUCUUCCAGCUAGCUGCUCCUAGUGAACAGUUAAAACAGCCUUCCUGUCACGAGAACUUACAUUACUUGGAUUGUUUUCUGACCUAAAGCAGCAAUGAAAGCCAAACCAAACCAAGCCAAAGCCAAAACGAAGAAAAAACGCAAUUAUGUUCACGUUAAGCCCAAUAUCGGGAGAAAUUACAGGAGAUGUUUGAUUUGCGGUCAACAGUACGGUGAAAAGAAUUUGAGUAGUCAUAUACAUUCUUAUGUGCACCAUGAGGCAAUCGAACAUAUCAAGGGCAGUAAACAGUUGCAUAACUGUUUUGCCUGUGAUGUGUCUGUGAUGGGACUUGAGAUGUAUGAAGAGCAUAUUUCAACCCCUGAGCACACACAUAGGUUGUUUCUUCUCCACACUAAAGGAAAGCAAAAGCAACUUCGAGAGGACUACAAUAUUGUUCUUACUAAAGAUGAACUUAGAGCCCUUAAAAUACGGCAACAAAGGAAGCAACAACACAAAGAUUGCAGCACUUGUUUUGUAUGCUGUAAGAGUUUCCCUGUACAGGAUAUCGAUGUACAUAUGAACGGUUGUUUACACCAUCAGAUGAUUGAGCAGCUGAAAGGCAGACCACAAGUGCAUAAGUGCAGGGCUUGUGAGUUGUCAUAUGAACGUUUGGCAAAUUUUAACCUGCAUAUCCAAACUAUUGAACACCAAUACAUGAUGUUUAAACUCAAGAAGAAUACGGCUGAUGGACAGUUAGUGGACUACAAUGCUGAUAUGGACGAUGAACUCAGAAACAUUUGUGCCCAAAGGAGGAAUAUGGAGAAAAGAAAAUGUUGGGGAAAAGGGGCACAGGCAAAAACUACAUAUAAUAGCACAUAUUGGUCAACACCAGUAGUUGUGAAUGAGUUUACAAAUGCAAAAAAUCGAAAUGACAGUCCAACAUCUACGCAGCUUAUCCAAAUCCUGUCUAAAUGGAGACAAGAGGGCAUGCGUGAUAUGGACAACCUAAAUGGGCCACUUGUGAAACCAGCAGAGCAUCGUCCUCCAGAAGUUUCUGCUCACACUACACAUCCAAACCCUGAAAAAAGAGGAGGUGAUGUGUAUGACGUGACUCCAGAAACUGAAGGUGGUGCUUCUGUUGAGCCUUCAUGUUCCCCUGCAUUGGUCCAAAGCAGGUUGGAGGCUCACAGAUACAGCCUGACGACAACAGCAAGACAAGAUUGUACAAAUCAGAAGAAAACAACUGAGCAUGAAGCUGUUGUUCUCCAACAUCCACAGGAAAAAGCAAUAAAUGCAGUUUUUGAGCCCAUGGCAAGAAAAGAGAUGAAUGAAGUACAGCCACACUCUGAUUCUCUUCCAUCUGUUUCUUCUCUGCCUGAGACGGCGCUUGAAAACCAAACUUCAAAAAAUGACAGCCGGGUAUUGGAGACUGCUGAAAAUGUUCAGCCUCAUGCUGUGUGCAUGAAGAGAAAGAAAUCAAACGAAAGUGAGAAAGAACAGAGCGAGACGUUUCUGGAGAAUCACAACAUCCAGACAACUAAGAAAAGAAAACAAGACAUUUCUCAUAAUGGGCAUAACCCGAAUCCUGAGAGAAAUGGCAAAAUAUUCAAAAAAGGGAAUGUGAAUAAGUUGUUGGCGCUGUCUUUGAAAGAAGACGAGUUGACCCGCUCUUUGGAGAAUGUAGGUGACCAGCUGAUCCAGGCGCACUCCAUUUUACAGAGCACAUACACUGAAGUUCAGCGUCUGCUAGCUGUUAAACAACAGGUAACCUCAGAGAUGGCCUCACUCAGGGAAAAGCGCAUGAAGAUACUACAGCAAAUGAAGAAUACCAGUUAGCGUUCCAGUCCUCCAGACCAGAAGAUGGCACUACAGGACCUACCUCUCACAAUACUGACUAACCUCCGUGAGCUCGCAUCUCAUCUCAGAGCAAAGAAUGCAUAAGUGAUGAUAGCAGUUCACAUAUAAUUUUGCACUAAUUUAUUCAAAUCGAUGCUGAUUAUUCCUAGAAAGAACAUUUUCGAAAAGGAAAAUUUCUCAUUUGAAUAGCAAUAGCACUUUUGUAUUGCUAGAAAUUACAUUUUUUUGUAUAUAGUUUUGAAAAAUGAUAUAUUUUUUUUGUUUAGAUCAUCUGCCGUAUUAUGUCAAGCUAAGAGAGCAUGUUUGUGCUUCUCAGCAGAGCUGUUACACGUCUUAAGAUUAAGAUCAGUUUCAAAAUAGCAUCAUAAUAGCAAAACUUUUAUAAUAGCGUCAGCUGAAUAUGUUUAUUUAUUGUUCAGCACAGUUAUUUUCUUAGGAAUCUGAAAACAACUCGAAAUAUUCUGGUUGUUUUUAUGUGGGAUUUUGCUAGUCUAGCACAAGAUGCUUUGUUUACACCCAAGGUUAAUCAUGUGUUUACCCAUUGCUUGCAAUCAUGAACAUAUUUUUUUUGCACUAUUUUGAGCUGUUUGUUUAUGCUCAGCAAUACAUGCCUAGGGCAGCUAGUGGAAUAGAAUGGUGAAACACUUUAUUCGGUUUAAUUAUUUACAGUUGCACAGAAGCACACAUCGUUUAUAAGAAUGAUGUGUUUAGAUGUCAACAUUUGAGUUUAAAGGAGCAGUCUGAAUGAGGCAUUAUGGUCCAUUCAGUAGCUCAAAAUCAAUUUGGUUUGUUCUUGACCAGCAUUUGUAGAAGAAUUAAUUUAGAUUCAGAUGUAGCUCUUUCUGUCUGCACUGCUCCACCUAAUAGAUGCGCACAAUAUGUAGUUUCUACCAACUUCAGUUUUGCCAGGCUGUCUUCUGUGUUUUUGUCUUUAGGCGUACAUUGUCAGUUGAAGCCACUGUGCAUAUAAAACAGAAAGCAAGAACUUGUUAGAGUGAUAAAUAGCAGGGAUUAUAAAUGUGUACAAAUAAAAAUUAAAAUCUAAAUGAAUAGUAUGCUUCUACUUAUUCUGACACAUCUCCUGUCUUUAUCCUGGUAAAGUUUAAUACACACGAAAAUUAUGUGGCUUACCUCAAAAACAUUGAGCUUGAUAAGUCCAUCACCAUCCUUGUCAAAGGCUCUGAACGCCCCUGUUGGAGAAUCUCUUUUACUACAGGUGUCCGAUAGCAAUAAAGCAUCUCAAAAGAUAGCCACUGUGGUAGAUUUUGACUCCUGUGCACCAAGGACAAAAAACAUGCCAGACUACACACUAGUUCCUGACGAAUCAUCUUGUUACCUUAUCGUUUAAGGGUUACGCUUGGCUCCUAACAGUGAAAGCAGCCUUGAAAUGUGCCAAAAUAAAAGCAUUACUUGUAUAAUAUUUAUUAGCUGUUUUAUUUCUAUUAGAACAAAUAAAUGUAUAUUUUAUUAUUAUUUAUUUUUUAAUUUAAUGCAAUUUUUUUACAUUAAAAUAAAGUGAAAUAUUUAUUUUAAAAACAUCAGAAAAGGGUCACGUUGAGGUGUUAAAAAGAGAAUUUUUUUUUUUUGUAAUUUUGCUUAACAAAAGCUCACUGUAUAAACAUUAAGAGAAGCAUUUGGAAGAAAAGCGAUAUUCACUCCAAAAAAAAAAAAAAUCUGUCAUUUACUCACACUUUACUUAUACUUUUUUCUUCUGUUGAAAACUAAACAGGAUAUUUUGAAGAAAACUGAAAAUGUGGAAACAUUGACAUCCAUAGUAUUUGUUUUUCCUAUGGAUGUCAAUGUUUGCACACUUUCAGCUUUCUUCAAAGUAUCUUCUUUUGUUUUGAACAGAAUAAGGAAACUCAUUAAGGUUAUUAACCACUUGAGGGUGUGUAAAUAGUGUGCAAAUUUUCAUUUUUGGUGGAUCUACCCCUUUAAUUCACUGUCAUGCAAUAUCUACACUAAAAAAAAUCAUUAGUUCUAGUAAAUGUGUAAAAUGUAAGUAAAAUGUGCCAAAAUUGGGAUAAUAUUGUGGUGACCAAAUCCAGGAAGAGUGAAAUAAAAAAUUUAAAAAACUUACUAAACAUCCCCUCCAGUCGCACUAAGCAGCUAAUGUAGCUGUCGAAAUCCAGCUCCAUGUGUUCAUUGGCAUAUCGCAUGCAAAUGAUGUCAUACAGCUGAUUGUUGAGUUGAAAACCUGAGGCACAGAGACAAAUCUCAGGGUUACAAAAGGCUACAAAAUGAUUUGUUAAAUAAAGAUGUCUGAUUGUCCAACCUGCGUCAGUAAGUGCGUUCCUCAUCUCAAAACUGCUGAUUGUACUGGAUUUGUCCGUGUCGAAACGUGUAAACACCAGCUGUAAAUCAGAAACGGAGCAUGUCUUUAACAUGUUGCAGCAGUGUAGUGUAACCUGCUGAUCUAACAAGAAAAUAACAUCGAUGCAUACCUUCCACUGUUUAAUCUUGUUCCAUAAGUGUUUGAACUCCUGCAGGUUUAGAUGGCCUGUUCCAUCAGUCUAAAGUGUUGUAGUUGAGAUACAUUUCAGUGCGAUUGUGUAGCUGGGUGGAAAACUGUGAUCAACUUUGAAAUAAAGUAAUUCUGACAAUUCA
Molecule: messenger RNA, 4585 nt
Organism: Danio aesculapii
Lineage: Eukaryota; Metazoa; Chordata; Actinopteri; Cypriniformes; Danionidae
Gene: znf106b
Product: zinc finger protein 106b
Exons: 12
Coding region: 236-1957 (573 amino acids)
Cellular component (GO): cytosol; membrane
Molecular function (GO): SH3 domain binding; RNA binding
Source: RefSeq, a predicted model, not a curated record